CUUCCCGCUCUCCUCCUUCAUCAGUCAUCACACACGCCUGCGGCCUGCCUGCCUGCCUGCCUGAGUCCUGACACCAUACUAUACCUCCACCUCCCCGGCCCUGUCCUACUAGCCGUCAGAGGUUUGCCGCCUCCUCGCUCCUCGUCUUCAUCACCCCCUCUCUCUCUCUUCCUUCGUCCUCGACCUGUGGCCACCUGUGGCGUCACGCUUUAUAAGAGCACGCGGCCGGCAACCAUCUCCCUUGCCACCCACAAGUAGAGAAGAAUCUUUUGUUGCUGACGCCUGAGACGCUGGCACUGCCGCCGCGCCGUCUGGAGAGAAAGAGCAGAGGGACACUGAAGCAGAGGAGCCGAGGGGUAGCGACGAGAGACGAGCGAGAGCGGCCGACGGAGAUGGAAGCAGGAGGAGCAGGAGCGGAGGGGGUGAUGAGGGUGCUGCUGGUGGACGACUCCCCCGUCGACCGCCGCGUGGCGCAGCUGCUCCUCAGCAGCAACUCCUGCGCCGGCUCAUUCCACGUCAUCGCCGUCGACAGCGCCAAGAAGGCGAUGGAGUUCCUCGGCCUCAAGGACGGCGGCAAGGAGCAGGCCAUCGACAUGGUGCUCACGGACUACUGCAUGCCAGAGAUGACCGGCUACGACCUGCUCAAGGCCAUCAAGGCGCUGAACCCGCUGAAGCCGAUCCCUGUCAUCGUCAUGUCGUCAGAAGACGAGCCCCAGAGGAUCAGCCGAUGCCUGAACGCCGGCGCCGAGGACUUCAUCGUGAAGCCCCUGCAGAGCAAGGACGUGCAGCGCCUCCGGAACUGCUCCACGGUCGGGAGGCCCAGCAACAAGGGCGGCGCCACGUUGCCGUGCGAGGAGAACGCCGUGGCCAAGUGGAGUAACAACAAGCUGCCGCCCUCCGCCGGCGCCGGCGCCGGCGCCAGCGCCACGUCGCCGUCGGGGCGGCGGGCGAACCUCGCCGGAGUCGCCAUGCGCCAGGUGCUGCACUCGUCGAGAGUGGAGAUCUCGCAGUACCUGCCGCUCCUGCUCAAGCUCGUCGUGCUGGCGUACGCCGCGCUGUGCCUGGGCGAGCUCCUGCACAGAUGGUCGUCGGGUGGCAGCUGCUCGCUCUCCCCGUGGUGCGCCUGAUCAGGAAGGAGCAAGCAGCGCAAAAGGCCAGCAACGGUGCAAGAGCCCCCCUGGGCACCGACGACAGGAGACUGCUGAUGCACCAAGCAUUAUUUCAGAGGCUCCAAUAGCCCUAGUCUUUUAAUUUAGGUAGAUGAGAUUGUCUGCUCUGAGAUCCUAACCGGGGUUUCGACCGAUGAUGAGUCCCCCCGUGGCUUUUGUUCGUUGAUUUGAGGGGCCGGGGCCGUAGACGUAGGAAGGAGAGGAACGGAACGAACCCCUUGUAUCCUCUGCUCUGUAUAGAAUGAAUGAAUGAACGAAUGAAUCAGAAUGC
This is a messenger RNA of Zea mays, 1440 nucleotides long. Its product is annotated as RR1-Corn type-A response regulator. Gene Ontology annotation, biological process: phosphorelay signal transduction system; cytokinin-activated signaling pathway. NCBI's taxonomy places the organism in Eukaryota, Viridiplantae, Streptophyta, Magnoliopsida, Poales, Poaceae. The record is from RefSeq and is marked provisional. The transcript has 6 exons. The coding region runs from base 393 to 1127 and encodes 244 amino acids.